AUGUCCACCCAUGCAUCCACGCCUUCCUCUUCCCCUCGCAAACGUGCAGCCUCGUCCAUCUGCAAGCAAGAAGAAGAAGAAGCAGAAGAAGCAAACAAAGACUUGCGAGACAAAGCUUCAACCUCCAUCUCCGUGCCAGCCACACCGAUCAAGUGCAAGUCGCGCACAGCAGCAGCAGCAGCAGCCUGCAGCGUCCAGCAGCGUAGUCCCAAAAAGGCAAAGGGCGAGGUGGCAGCGGGAGGGGGCAAAGGGGGAGUGCAAAGCGUGCCUUGGACAAGACAAGAAGAUGAGGUUUGGGUCAAGGCGAUCAUGAAUCAGUUCAAACCCGACUGGAGGUGAGGCUGCGUAGCUUUCCAUCGCUUGAAUUUUUUUGCUCCCCAAUUCCCAUCGCUCCCCCAUCUUGUCGUCCGUCAUCAUGACACGCGCACCGCGUCGAUCGACCUGGCUCGUCGUCAUUCGUGAUUGCCAACAAAUACGCGCAUGCACGUGCACGACGUCGUCCUGAGCCAAACGUACUCGCGACUAACACGCUCUUCGUUGACUUUUACAUUUGCGAUUCGCAGCGCAUUGGCUAUCGACAUUGGUGAGCACAGGCAAUCUGUGUGGCUGGACAGACCCGAGCAAGAGUCUUGGGCUAUUCCUUCAGAUCUCUCCUGA
This is a messenger RNA of Ceraceosorus bombacis, 657 nucleotides long. Lineage: Eukaryota; Fungi; Basidiomycota; Exobasidiomycetes; Ceraceosorales; Ceraceosoraceae. The record is from the annotation of a GenBank genome assembly.